CCCUUCAUCCUUCCCCCCAUUCCGCCACCCUCCCUGCUCCCUGGCGGUAGCAAGCAGCAGAGAAGACGAGGUAUUUUUGAAGCCGUGGCAUUAAUGAUCUCAUCUCAGCAUCCUACAGAGGAUCUUAUGACCAACACCGAAAUAAAGUAAAAUAAACGAAGGAGCCUUGCUUCAGACUGGCCUAAAAUGGGCAGAAAGGGUGCAGAACAAAAGCUGCUUGUUGCUUGUACAAAAGUACUGAAGCGCUGCAGCCGGGACCAAGCUGCUAUGCUAAUGCCUGUGCCUCUCAACAGGAAAGAGAGCCAAAAUGUUCCCGAAGGGCACGAAGCGCAAGUUUUCGGACUCCGGGGAUGAACCUGCGGCGGGCGGUGAGGAUGUAAACCAACCGAGUUCGGUGGCCGUAAGGAUGCUGUCAUCCUACAGCCUGCAGCGGCAGUCCCUGCUGGACAUGUCCCUAAUCAAGCUGCAGCUGUGCCACAUGCUGGUGGAGCCCAACCUGUGCCGUUCAGUGCUGAUUGCCAACACGGUGAGGCAGAUCCAGGAGGAGAUGACCCAGGACGGCACCUGGCAGAUCAUGACCCAGGCCCUGAGUGCUGCCAACGCUGCUGCCCAGUGCUCUGCAGACCGCCUGGUGGCCACCGAGGUGCUGUGUCGGCAGACAGAGGCAACCCAGGGGGAGCAGGUACUCAAGCCCUUCCCAGCGGUGGGGUCAGAGGGUUGCCCUGCAGAGGAGGAGGAGGAGGUGGUGGUGGAGGAGGAAGGCGAGGGGGGGGUGACCAUGUCCACGGUUUCCCCCCAAGCCCCAACCUCCUACCUGCCAGGCACCUUUGGCAUGGACCCCUGCUGGGAAGAGGAGAAUGGUGAAGAUGAGGAGGAAGAUGAGGACAGUGAGGAGUGUGGGUCUGGUUCGGAGGAGGGAGACAGUGACAGGCUUGUGGAUGACUCCAGGACAGCAGAGCAGGUCUUUGGCACGUUCGAGAUCAAAAACCCUGCGCCCAGCCCUGACCCUGCCCUGGAGGAACUGUUUUCAGAUGUGGAUGCGUCCUAUUACGACCUUGACACGGUGCUGACAGGCAUGCAGAGUGCGCCUAAGAUGGGGCCCUACGACCUCCUGGAGAGCCUGUCCUCCCAUGGGCCCUCAACCCUCAGCUCCAGCACCAGCUGCCGAUCAGACCUCAAUGAACUGGACCAUAUCAUGGAGAUCAUAGUGGGCUCCUGAGAAACAACACAUUCCCAUUCAUACAGACUUGGUAGACUCUUUACAGACAAUGCACAUGGUGCGUACAUGGAUAUGGUGUUAUUAUUAUACAUUCAGACGUUGAGGGUUUAUGAAAUCAAUAACUUAUUCAGUGUUACCACAUGCAGGUGUGCAUCUGUUAGUGGGCAGAGAUUACAGCAUAUACCAUUAUGAUUUUUCUUAUUUACAUACUUUUCUAUGUUUCCUUUUAUCAUACAAUCUAUUUUUCCAGUUUUGUUUUAAUUUAUUGUUAUGUAUGGACUGAAGAACAAUGUCAUUACACUACACCAGAAUAGAGACCGGAACAUCCAAACCUUUGAAGCAAUGUAUAUUUUCCUAAAGACUAAAACAAAUAUUAGUGAAAUAGAUGUAUAUUGUACGUAUAUAUGUAUAUUGAAAUAUAUUUUUUGCAACAUACAGUUUGGGAAAUGUAUCAGUAUGACUACAUCUAAUCCCCCCCUCCUAUUUUUAAUCUGACAGGGAUUUUGAAAUGUUAAUGUAGCCCGAUUCGACCUGUCUUCCUAUGGUUUGGUAUCAAGUAAUUAAGUCUCAAGACAGGGACUGUCCUGCUUUUUCAGGCCACCCCCCCCC
This is a messenger RNA of Salvelinus sp. IW2-2015, 1828 nucleotides long. RefSeq names its product cell division cycle-associated protein 4. Gene Ontology annotation, molecular function: transcription regulator activity. Gene Ontology annotation, cellular component: nucleus. The record is from RefSeq and is a predicted model, not a curated record. Lineage: Eukaryota; Metazoa; Chordata; Actinopteri; Salmoniformes; Salmonidae.